UUCUUUAACAUCUCUGGCUCUGCAUUUCUUGCAGUUCACGCUAAUCUCCUGUCUUGGUUCCCUUCUCUCUCUCCAACAAUGGCAGAACAAGCCUGAACUUUCGUUCUUUUGUGUUUUGUUUCCUCUGCUUUGUUGUUUUGAGUCGUAACUUGAACGAGCUUUUUGGCUUAUUACCUCAAAAGGAAAGAAAAAGAAAAAAUGAAGGAGAAGAAGAUGCAGCGAGUGGUUUUAUGUUUAGCAGUGGUGCUUUCUAUGCUUCUUGGUGUUGCUUCUUCUAUGAACAAUGAAGGGAAAGCUCUGAUGGCGAUAAAAGGCUCUUUCAGUAACUUGGUGAAUAUGCUUUUGGAUUGGGACGAUGUUCACAACACUGACUUCUGUUCUUGGCGAGGUGUCUUCUGUGACAACGUUAGCUUCUCCGUUGUCUCUCUGAAUCUGUCCAAUCUGAAUCUUGGAGGGGAGAUAUCUCCAGCUAUUGGAGAUCUAAAGAAUUUGCAAUCAGUAGACUUGGUAGGAAAUAAAUUGGCUGGUCAAAUUCCAGACGAGAUUGGGAACUGUGCUUCGCUUAUUUAUCUGGAUUUGUCUGAUAAUCUGUUAUACGGGGACAUACCCUUCUCAAUCUCUAAACUCAAGCAGCUUGAGACUCUGAAUCUGAAGAACAAUCAGCUUACAGGCCCAGUACCAGCAACCUUAACUCAAAUUCCAAACCUAAGGAGACUUGAUCUUGCAGGCAAUCAUCUAACGGGUGAGAUAUCAAGAUUGCUUUACUGGAAUGAAGUUUUGCAGUACCUUGGUUUACGAGGGAAUAUGUUGACUGGAACGUUGUCUUCUGAUAUGUGUCAGCUAACCGGUUUGUGGUACUUUGAUGUGAGAGGCAAUAAUCUAACUGGAACUAUCCCAGAGAGUAUUGGAAAUUGCACAAGCUUUCAAAUCCUGGACAUAUCUUAUAAUCAGAUAACUGGAGAGAUUCCUUACAAUAUUGGCUUUCUCCAAGUCGCUACUCUGUCACUACAAGGAAACAAACUGACGGGUAGAAUUCCAGAAGUUAUUGGUCUAAUGCAGGCUCUUGCUGUUUUGGAUUUGAGUGACAAUGAGCUCGUUGGUCCUAUCCCACCAAUACUUGGCAAUCUCUCAUUUACUGGAAAGCUAUAUCUCCAUGGCAAUAUGCUCACUGGUCCAAUCCCACCAGAGCUUGGGAAUAUGUCACGUCUCAGUUAUUUGCAAUUAAACGACAACAAGUUGGUGGGAACUAUCCCACCUGAGCUUGGGAAGCUAGAGCAAUUGUUCGAGCUAAAUCUUGCCAAUAACCGUUUGGAAGGGCCCAUACCAUCCAACAUUAGUUCUUGUGCAGCCUUGAAUCAAUUCAUUGUUCAUGGGAACUUCUUGAAUGGAUCUAUACCACUAACAUUUCGCAAUCUGGGGAGCUUAACUUAUCUAAAUCUUUCUUCAAACAAUUUCAAGGGGAAAAUACCAGCAGAGCUUGGACAUAUUAUAAAUCUUGACAAACUAGAUCUGUCUGGCAACAACUUCUCAGGGUCUAUACCAUUAACCCUGGGUGCUCUUGAACACCUUCUCAUAUUAAACCUUAGCAGAAACGAUCUAAGUGGACAACUACCAGCAGAGUUUGGGAACCUUCGAAGCAUUCAGAUGAUUGAUGUAUCAUUCAAUCUGCUCUCCGGAGUUAUUCCCCGUGAACUUGGUCAAUUACAGAAUAUAAACUCUUUGAUAUUGAACAACAACAAGCUUCAUGGGAAAAUUCCAGAUCAGCUUACGAACUGCUUUACUCUUGUCAAUCUGAAUGUCUCCUUCAAUAAUCUGUCUGGGAUAAUCCCACCAAUGAAAAACUUCUCACGUUUUGCUCCAGCCAGCUUUGUUGGAAAUCCAUAUCUUUGUGGAAAUUGGGUUGGAUCUAUUUGCUGUCCUUUACCGAAAUCCCGAGCCUUUUCAAGAGGUGCUCUUGUUUGCAUCGUUCUUGGUGUUAUCACUCUCCUGUGUGUGAUCUUCAUUGCAAUUUACAAAUCAAAGCAGCAGAAGAAGAUCCUAAUAGGUCCCUCAAAACGACCUGAAGGCUCAACCAAGCUAGUGAUUCUCCACAUGGACAUGGCAAUUCACACAUUGGAUGAUAUAAUGAGAGUAACCGAGAAUUUUAGUGAAAAGUUUAUAAUUGGAUACGGUGCUUCUAGCACAGUAUACAAAUGUGCAUUGAAAACUUCCCGACCUAUUGCCAUUAAGCGACUCUACAGUCAGUAUCCGCAUAACUUGCGGGAAUUUGAGACAGAACUCGAGACCAUCGGAAGCAUCAGGCACAGAAACAUUGUCAGCCUGCAUGGAUACGCCUUGUCUCCUGUUGGAAACCUUCUUUUCUAUGACUACAUGGAAAAUGGUUCACUUUGGGACCUUCUUCAUGGAGAGUCACUAAAGAAAGUGAAGCUUGAUUGGGAGACGAGGUUGAAGAUAGCGGUUGGAGCUGCACAAGGACUCGCUUAUCUCCACCACGAUUGUACUCCUCGGAUCAUUCACCGUGACAUCAAGUCAUCAAAUAUACUUCUCGACGAGAAUUUUGAAGCACAUUUAUCAGAUUUUGGGAUUGCUAAAAGCAUACCAGCUAGCAAAACUCAUGCUUCGACUUAUGUUUUAGGAACAAUUGGUUACAUUGACCCAGAGUAUGCUCGUACUUCACGUCUCAACGAGAAGUCUGACAUCUAUAGCUUUGGGAUUGUUCUUCUUGAGCUUCUUACCGGGAAGAAAGCAGUGGAUAAUGAAGCCAACUUGCACCAACUGAUAUUGUCAAAGGCUGAUGAUAAUACUGUGAUGGAAGCUGUUGAUCCAGAGGUUACAGUGACUUGUGUAGACUUAGGACAUAUCAGGAAGACAUUUCAGCUGGCUCUCUUAUGCACAAAGCGAAACCCUUUAGAGAGACCCACAAUGCUUGAAGUCUCUAGGGUCCUACUCUCUCUUCUUCCAUCUCUGCAAGUAGCCAAGAAGCUGCAAGAGCCUUCUCUUGAUAAAUCAACCAAAAAGCCGCAGCAAGAGAGUGAAGUUAGGAAUCGUGAGGCAGAAGCAUCAGAAUGGUUUGUUCAGUUCCGUGAAGUCAUCUCCAAAAGUAGCAUAUAAAAUUUCAGCUUUAAAGAGAAUCAGGGUUUGUUUAGUUUAUUUUAUCCUAAGGAAGAUAGUGUUGCUGAUUGGAAGGUUUUUACAGUGAAUGUAGGGUAGUACAAGGGGUAUUUUGGGUAAGGAAAAAGAAGGUAUGUGAAACAUUUAAGACAAGAACAAAGGUUAUAUGAAAGAAAAGGAUAUAUGAAGUUAAUGUUUGUUUUCUCCCAAGAA
Molecule: messenger RNA, 3324 nt
Organism: Capsella rubella
Lineage: Eukaryota; Viridiplantae; Streptophyta; Magnoliopsida; Brassicales; Brassicaceae
Product: LRR receptor-like serine/threonine-protein kinase ERL1
Exons: 27
Coding region: 199-3111 (970 amino acids)
Biological process (GO): protein phosphorylation
Molecular function (GO): protein kinase activity; ATP binding; receptor serine/threonine kinase binding
Source: RefSeq, a predicted model, not a curated record